Messenger RNA from Acipenser ruthenus (sterlet), 1795 nucleotides. RefSeq names its product phosphatidylinositol 3,4,5-trisphosphate-dependent Rac exchanger 1 protein-like. Bases 82 to 1791 code for a protein of 569 amino acids. Lineage: Eukaryota; Metazoa; Chordata; Actinopteri; Acipenseriformes; Acipenseridae. The record is from RefSeq and is a predicted model, not a curated record. Gene Ontology annotation, molecular function: protein binding. The transcript has 11 exons.
CCUUCUUCUUCUUCUCCAGUGCUGGAAAAAAGCGAAUUCAAAGACGAAUCCCAAUUAUUCCGCUUUUAUGCCGAUGAAGAAAUGGAAGGGACCAGUUCCAAAAACAAACAGCUGCGCAACGACUUCAAACUUAUUGAAAACAUCUUGGCCAAGUCUUUGCUGAUCCACCCCCAGGAGGAGGAUUAUGGCUUUGAGAUCGAAGAGAAAAACAAAGCAAUCGUGGUGAAGGCCGUGCACAGAGGAUCCCAUGCGGAGAUGGCAGGCCUUCAAGUUGGCAGGAAGAUUUACACCAUUAAUGAAGACUUGGUGUUCCUGCGCCCCUUUCAGGAAGUAGAGACCAUGAUCAACCAAUCGUUCUGCAUACGAAGGUCACUGAGGUUGCUGGUUGCCACGAAGGCAAAAGAGAUUGUCAAAAUCCCAGACUGCCCGGGAGCCCUGUCCUUCAAGAUUGGUGGAGCAGCUCCUCCGCAUGUGCAUGCUGUAAGAAGAGGUUCAGAGGCAGCAGCAGCAGGCCUCCAGCCAGGCCAGUGCAUUCUGAAAGUGAACGGUAACAACGUCAACAAUGAGAGUUUCAAUGAAGUCCUGGAUCAUUUCUCAGCCUACCGGUCAAACCAGGAGCAGCAGGAGCUGGGGCUGACACAGUGGGUGUACAGGACGUUCGAAGAUGCAGAGGAGGAGAGAGCCUUGCGGUCCAGCAUGACAGAGGAUGAUGAUGAUAUCAAUGAUGUCAAACAGGGCGCAGACCCGCUGAAGAGUAUCAGUAAGUUAAUUAUCUCGGAUGAGACUCCGCUUGUCAGCCUGACAGUAGAUAAUGUCCACCUAGAGCACGGCGUGGUCUACGAGUACGUCAGCACUGCUGGCAUCAAGAGCCACGUCCUGGAGAAAAUGGUGGCGCCCAAGGGCUGCUUCAGCCUGACUGCAAAGAUUUUGAAGGCCUUUGCAAAAGACGACAGUCUCUUUGUGGAGAACUGCCGUCGCCUGACCUCCUUGAGAAGCACGCUGGUGUCCAUGCCUCAAUACGAGUUCAGGGAUAUCUGCGACACCAAGCUCGAGAGCAUCAGCAAGCGAAUCUCCAGCUACCAACAGUUUGCAGAGGAGCUGCAGGAUAGGGCUUGCCCCUCCUUCAAACAAGCGACGACAAAGCCUCACCCCCUUGGUAGUCUGGAUUUCUGCCCGACAAACUGCCACGUGAACCUCAUGCAGGUGUCCUACCCCAAAAGCAUGACAUCAGUAGGAAGGACCUUCAGUAUCCGAUUUGGGCGUAAAAAUUCAUUUUUUGGGUUGGAUCCAGACCAAGCUAACCUAAACCCGAUGUCGCACACCCAACACUGCAUCACCAGCAUGGCGGCCCCGUCGUGGAAGUGUCAGCCGCAGGAGAAUGGGCACCUGGAGCCCCACAGGGAGCAGGAGGGGAGCCUGCUGGACCUCAGCCACAAUGGGGGGGUGAACCUGGACGAGGGGGGGCUGAGCUUCCUCCUCAAGCAGGAGGACAUGGAGACGCAAGACGCCUACAUCCAGCUCUUCAACAGGAUGGACAUUGCCGUCAAGGAGAUGAAGCAAUAUGUGACUCAGAUAGAUGUGCUCCUCUCGUCUAUAACGGAGCCCAGCCAGUCUGAAGAGUGCGAGCCCCCUUCCUCAGAAGAGACCCCUCCCCAGUCGCUGGUGUCGGAGGAGGGUGACAUCGACAAGACGGAGCACUGUGGUAUCAAAAAGGUCUGCUUCAAAGUGUCGGAAGAUGACCAGGAAGACUCAGGACAUGACACCAUGAGUUACAGGGACUCCUAUAGGUGAGUGG